UUGUCCCUGAGUUUCGCGAGUUUAUGACAGUAAAUAGUGUGGUAUGGUCGUUUCAAAAGAAAGGCGGUUUUGAUCUGGAGAUAUCGCUUAUUUUGUGCUGAAUGAUCUUACUAUCUGAUUGGUUUCAUCUUUAAUUAAAUAAAUGUCUCUUCUUGUUCAAAACAGCUACCUGAACAUUCAAUCAAUGCAAUGGAUGGAUUUGCAUCAUAACGUUUGAUUUUUUCCAAUCAAAUCUAAACAUGAAUUCAGCAUCAAGUAACUUUCAGUACACCACUCUACUACCGGAUUGUCUAAAUUCCAAUACUUUACAAACAUCAUCAUUAUAUAUGAGACGAUGGAGAAGGCGUCAAUUCAAAAGGUCAGAGGCAGAUCGUCUUGAAGGUCAACAGUGUCAACAACGACAAAAUCCACUGUAUGAUUUAUUUUCCAACACAAAUCAUCACCAAAAUGCAGCUGUUGAUUUGAACCAUAUUGUAGUUGGCAGUCCUAAAACAAAUUACAGUACUAACACUUUAAUUACGCCUACUCCUACUCCUACUAUUAACAUUAAUCAUAUUAAUGGUGAUAAUAUUAGCAAUCGAAGCUAUCAGUCACUGACUACAAAAACUUCAAUUGCAGGACAAUCGAAUACAGAUGCUGAUCUUGUUAUGGUAUCUCAUUCGACGACCUUGACACAGCAUAGUAAUGUAACAUCUCCUGGAAAUUAUAAGAAAAUACUAAUUGAUCGAUACUUGUUGAGUCAACCAAUAUCACAUGAUGGUACGGUCUAUGAUUCAACUAGUUCAUUCUCUAACAUGGUUCAUGUUCCAUUGAUGAAAGAAACACAAACAGAUUUUCACAAUGAAAACUCUAUGAAAGUAACGUUAAACUCGGAUACAAAGUGCCAUUUGAAAACUACAACAAGUACACUGUCAGAAGAGUUGAUCAAUAGAAAAGGAUCGAAUUCAUUGGACAAUGAAAUCAAAAAUUUCCAAUCUCUUUUAAGGACACUGUUUUGUGAUAUUUUAACACGAGAAUUAUUGGAUAAUAGAAAUAAAGAUAAACCGAACACUAUUCAGUCAACCGCCUCUUCCAAUCACAACAGACAUAGUAAUACAUGGAGUCCAAAUUUUAAUCUACAGAGCUUUUUCAGCAUUAUCAGUGACAAAAUUUGCAGUACUGAUUCUUCAAAUUCAGAAAGGAGACUAUCCUUCAAUGAUGAAAAAUUUGAACAAGCUAUUUCAACUCUACUAUCUUUUCAUCCUAAUUUGAGACAUGCGUUCUUAAAUGAAUUGCAAUCACUAUUGCGUAAUACAUAUUAUUCAAAUGGUAUGAAGAUAAGUGAUGAUCAAUCAACUGUUAUGGAAAUUGUAACUGAUAAUCACAAAUGUUUAACUACAUCUCCUCAUUCAUCAUUAAUUCAUAAUAGUACACCAGGAAUAAAUUUCCCUACUAGUACUAAUACUACUAUACAUACUCCUACUACUACUACUACUACUACUAAUCCGGUCACUAAUACAGGUCAGUCACAUUUACCUUGGACAAUCAGUUCAAUGAAUCCUAUUCAAUUGAAUACCAUUGACGGCAAUAAAAUUCCGAUGUUUAAUGAUAAUCAUAAUCAUAGUAAUAAUAACAAUAAUAAUAAUAAUACUUUGAAUCAAAGUUAUUCCAUUCCACAAUUCAUGGAUAUUGACAAUUAUCAAUGUAAAAAAUCACCAAACGAUAAACAAACUACAUUGAAUAAUUCUCGUGAAUUGUCAAUAUCAUUUUUAUCUGAACAUAGGAAUACUACUGUUAAGAGUAAUAAUGCUAAUACUUGUACUACUUUCAACCCAAUUUCAUCAGUACCAACAUUUAAUUCGAAUAAAUUUAGUAAUACUACUAAUACUACUACUAAUACUACUACUACUACUACUACUACCACCACUACUACUACUACUACUAUUGAUAAUAAAAGUAGUAGUAUGAAUAGUUCACCUAUUCAGCAGAGAAAUUCAAAUGGUUUAUAUGAAUGUAUGAUAUGUUCUCGUCAAUUUACACGUUCCGAUAUGCUUGUACGACAUGCUCAUGUGCAUACAGGUCAUAGACCAUUUGAAUGUACAACAUGUGGUCAAGCAUUUAGUCGUUCUGAUCAUUUAUCUACGCAUCAACGAACACAUACUGGUCAAAGACCGUAUCAAUGUACAUUAUGUUAUUAUUCAGCGUCUCGACGUGAUAUGAUUACAAGACAUUUAAAAGUACACGAAAGAAAAGGUCAAAUCCUUCCAACUCAUGAAGGUGGUGGAGCCUUGAAAUUACAUUUCACUACAAAUUUUUCACAGCCUUCUAAGUAUUCUAUCAAACACGGUGACAAAAGGACUAGUUCUCUAGUGAAUAUGACAGAUAAUCAUUUUUCUGUUGUAUCGACACAGUCUUCUCAUCUUAAUAGUUGUUAA
Schistosoma turkestanicum is the source of this 2414-nucleotide messenger RNA. The record is from the annotation of a GenBank genome assembly. Lineage: Eukaryota; Metazoa; Platyhelminthes; Trematoda; Strigeidida; Schistosomatidae.